Fusarium poae is the source of this 279-nucleotide messenger RNA. RefSeq lists its product as uncharacterized. The transcript has a single exon. Bases 1 to 279 code for a protein of 92 amino acids. Lineage: Eukaryota; Fungi; Ascomycota; Sordariomycetes; Hypocreales; Nectriaceae. The record is from RefSeq and is a predicted model, not a curated record.
AUGGACCCUUUUAGGACGCCUGCCUACAAUGCAAUUGCAGAUGCAUAUAUGCACAUUCGAGGUAUAACCCCAUCUUUUCCUCCUGCUCCAGUGAGCGAUGCUACCGCAGUGCUGCAUCCAGCUUCCGAAAUCAGAGAUAAUUGCAUCUUCUUCACAGACGUGGUGACUCUUGUUUUGCUCAUGAGACUCAUCAGGAUCUUCACCGCUCGUAAAGUCAUGAGUCUCGAACACAACGACUUAGGACCCGAUGAAUUGAGGCAAGACACUCAUGGAAUGUAA